Molecule: messenger RNA, 786 nt
Organism: Zasmidium cellare ATCC 36951
Lineage: Eukaryota; Fungi; Ascomycota; Dothideomycetes; Mycosphaerellales; Mycosphaerellaceae
Exons: 1
Coding region: 1-786 (261 amino acids)
Biological process (GO): secondary metabolite biosynthetic process
Cellular component (GO): cytoplasm; nucleus
Source: RefSeq, a predicted model, not a curated record
AUGACCUCCUCAACCACCACACCCGUCCCCUCCUCCGCCAACGACCUCCACAAACCCCGCAUCCUCUGCCUCCACGGCGGCGGCGUCACCGCUGAAGUCUUCCGCGCCCAAGCCCGCUCCCUGAUCAAGAACCUCCCGGACUUCCGUCUCGUCUUCGCCGACGGGCCCUUCUUCUGCAACCCCGGGCCUGGAAUCGUCCCCGUAUAUCAAGACUGUGGCCCGUUCCGCCGCUGGCUGCGCUGGCUCCCCGAACACCCGGAGAUCGACGACGAGAGCGCCAUUGAAGAGGUGCGGUAUUCGAUCCAGACAUGCAAGGAUGAAGACGAAGGUGACGGGCCGUGGGUGGGCUUGAUGGGGUUCUCACAGGGCGCAAAGCUGGCGAGUUCACUAUUGUAUGAGCAGCAGAUUCACGUGGAGAAGGAGGGUAAGGCGGAGACGGAUUAUAAGUUUGCGGUCAUGUUGGCGGGGAGGUCGCCGAUUGUGUCGUUUUCGGAUUAUACCAAGCAUCCGGCGUGUGUGCGGCCAGGGGCGGUCAGUGAGGGGUUUCACUAUGAGGGCGAGAGUCCACAUGUGUUGAGAAUACCGACGAUUCAUGUGCAUGGGUUGAAUGAUCCGGGGUUGCACUUGCAUAGGAAGAUGUUGAAGCAGUAUCACGAUCCGAAGACGUCGACGUUACUGGAGUGGGACGGGACGCAUCGAGUGCCGAUCAAGAAGACGGAUGUCGAGCCGAUUUGUAAUGAAAUCUACCGCGUUGCAAGAGAACAGGGCGUGAAGUUUGUGGAGUGA